CUCUGGGAAGACAUUCAUUUCUUACCUAACACUAUCAAAAAAGGCAAGGCAAAAGGCCAAAAGUUGAAAAGCAACAGAACAACCAAACAGCCCAAAAGCAGCAGAACUGAGAAAAUGGCAGGAUUGUUUGACGAGCAAGCAGAUCUUUACUUGGAUGCUAGGCCAAAUUAUCCAAGCGAAUGGUAUUCGAUGCUAGCAGCUCGCACUCCUCACCAUCAUCUGGCUUGGGAUGCUGGUACCGGCAAUGGCCAAGCUGCUAUUGGUGUUGCUGAGCACUAUGAGCAUGUGAUUGCGACUGAUGUGAGUGAAGCCCAAUUACAACACGCGAUACCGCACCCACGAGUCAAAUAUCUUUAUACUGCAUUAACAAUCUCCAACGAUGAAUUAUUAGCUUCAAUCGGGGGUGAAAAGUCAGUUGAUUUGGUGACUGUGGCUCAAGCCGUGCACUGGUUUGAUCUGCCAAAGUUCUACUCUCUUGUCACGAGGCUUUUACGGAAGCCAGGCGGUGUGCUCUCUGUCUGGGGCUACAACGACAUCGCCGUUAGCCCUACUUUUGAUCCUGUGAUGAAGCGCUUUCACGACACGACUCUUCCUUUUUGGAACCCCAACAUCCAGUACAUAUUUGAUGGCUAUAGGACACUGCCCUUCCCAUUUGAGAGCGUUGGUUUAGGUUCCGAGGGGCAACCGCUGGCAUUGGACAUACCCAAGAAACUGUCGUUUGAGGGAUUUCUGGGGAUGUUGCGAUCUUGGUCUGCAGUGGUUACAGCAAAAAAUCAGGGUGUGGAUUUGUUGUCUGAAAUGGUUGUUAAGGAGUUUGAGAGUGCCUGGGGUGGCUCUAAUUUGGUUAGAUCAGUAGCUUACAAGGCUUUCAUGCUUGCAGGAAAAGUCAAACUCUAAAUUUUCUUGGAGUCUGUAAAACGUAGCUUAACAUUUUCACCCUAUAAUAAAUACUUUUUUUAUAAAAAAAAUAAAAAAUUUGUC
This is a messenger RNA of Theobroma umbraticum, 981 nucleotides long. RefSeq names its product S-adenosyl-L-methionine-dependent methyltransferases superfamily protein. The record is from RefSeq and is a predicted model, not a curated record. NCBI's taxonomy places the organism in Eukaryota, Viridiplantae, Streptophyta, Magnoliopsida, Malvales, Malvaceae.